AUGGAAUUACGACGUUAUAUACACAUACUAAUAUGCCUAGGAUAUCUGACGUCUUGUCUUGCGGCUCCAGGAUUUUCAUCUAAGAAACGCAGUGUACCAACACUGAAUAUAAAUGGAGACGACCCGCUGUUGGUAUCAAAUUUUGAAAACAUUGGAAAGGAUCCAUCUCUGAUAAAUGAUACUGAGAACUUUACAACAGAGAACUAUGAAAAUACUGAAAUUACCACAAGCGAAACUGAGAUGGACGAACCUUCUACCCCUAGUUUCAAAAACGAGUCCACUGAAACGACGACAGAAUCAGAUUUGUUAUUUCAACCAAUAGAUGAGUAUAUACUAGAGUCCAUCAAUAGUCCAGAUCUUUUGGCAUCACUUAUUGGCUGA
This is a messenger RNA of Pieris macdunnoughi, 381 nucleotides long. The record is from the annotation of a GenBank genome assembly. Lineage: Eukaryota; Metazoa; Arthropoda; Insecta; Lepidoptera; Pieridae.